Messenger RNA from Vidua macroura (Pin-tailed whydah), 1481 nucleotides. RefSeq lists its product as uncharacterized. Bases 266 to 1207 code for a protein of 313 amino acids. NCBI's taxonomy places the organism in Eukaryota, Metazoa, Chordata, Aves, Passeriformes, Viduidae. The record is from RefSeq and is a predicted model, not a curated record. The transcript has 9 exons.
GAGAUCCAUCCCACACAAUCCCGCCUCAGCCUGAAGGUCACAGCAGGCUCUGGGGUCACAGCAGGCUGAGGUCACAGCAGGCUCUGAGGUCACAGAGGUGCCAGAGCCCCGUGGCUGCACAGCACCACAAGGACCGAGCAGUCAGUCCUUGAGCACAACUGUUGCGGCAGCAGCAGCGGUGGCAGCAGUGGUGCUGACAUUGGGACAGAGGUGUCAGGACAGCGGUGGCAGCAAGAGCUGCGGGACUGGCAGAGGGCGAGGCACCAUGGCCCUUGCUCUACGCCUCUUCCUCCCGCUCCUCCUGGCCGUGGCCCUGCCUGCCAGGGCUGCCCAGGCUGCUCCGUUGCAAGCGCGGGGAGCAGGUUGGAUUGCUGGAAAUGUUUUUCCAGCACCUUGGCUGGAAGAAAAUUUGGAUCCAGUGGGUCCUCCCACAGGUGUGUCUGCAGAGUGGAAUUUUCUAGCUCCUGGGCUGGAUGCUGUGCACAAGCCCAGCGCCCAUCGCAGGGGACCUCCAAAAGGAGAGACCCAAGCUAAAGGAGAAAAUAAAUCUCUGAAGCCUUCCGAAAUUCUGGACCAGAUGCUAAGUGAUCUGGAGAGACGCCGUGAAAUGAAAGGAGAGCCUGUGCAUAAGGAAGCAUUUCCCAGAGGAAGCAGUGAUUCUGUGCCAGCCCCUGCUGCAGGAAGGGAGGCGAUGCCAGGCACAGUCACUGGAGAUUGGGAUCGUGAGAUGGAUGAUCUGGAAAUUCUGGCACAUAACCAUUUUAAGUCCUUGGAGGAUGUUGGAGAUAACCCUGUUGGUGAAGGUGAUGCAGAUUCCCAACCCUUGUCCAGGACGGAGCCUCUGGGAUCGAGGAAUGAUCCUCUGGGAGAUGCUGAGGAUGCAGCCAGCACCACAGCACCUGUUCCAGAUUCCCAGAAGGGCAUCGGAAGGGGUUUCUGUCAUGGAACAGGCUACUGGCUAGGGUUAAUGGCAGGCAUGCUUCUUUUGGAGCUUGUCUUCAUGUUGUGCUGCUUUAGAAUCUGGUAUUCCUGGAAGAGAAAACGUCGCAGCUCUGGACAGGAGAUGAAAGGCGGGGGCUUCCCCUCACACCCAGACUGCUUGUGGAGCACCUCCAGCAGUAAUAAGGGCCUGGUCAGCCCUUUCUGGAGUUCUGAGAAGAGGACACCAGUAGAUCUGUCUACGAGGAAAUCUCCAAAGACCCUGUAGAUCCCACUGCCACUUCCUCUCCCCAUGGGUAUCCCCAAGCUGCCUUCACCCAUUUUUGAUCUCCCUCUGUCCCGUCCCAGCCCAUGCCCCAGUUCUUCUAAAGACCCCGGUACCAGCCCAGCACCCUCCAGCCCCAACUGAGACCAACAUGGUCCCUCCUCUGCCCCUAAGCUCCCUGGCCCUGCCCCCUAAACGCUAUUGAAGGUAACCCCCCGCCCCUGCCAGGGUAGGUGAUGGCCCCCACUUCGGUUGCAAUAAAGAGAUGGAGCUGUCA